Molecule: messenger RNA, 1470 nt
Organism: Macadamia integrifolia
Lineage: Eukaryota; Viridiplantae; Streptophyta; Magnoliopsida; Proteales; Proteaceae
Product: serine/arginine-rich splicing factor SR45a
Exons: 7
Coding region: 133-1215 (360 amino acids)
Biological process (GO): positive regulation of mRNA splicing, via spliceosome
Cellular component (GO): spliceosomal complex
Molecular function (GO): RNA binding
Source: RefSeq, a predicted model, not a curated record
CCGCAUAUAUAAACCUUCUUUAGUCUCGAACUCGCCCUUGCAAAACUUUAUCUGCAUUCGAAGGUUGAAGAGGAGUUGAAGAAGUGCUAUUUGUUGUAGCUGAUUACCCGGAUCUCUGAUCAUUCGUUCGCUAUGAUGUCGUAUUCAAGGCGCUCAAGGUCUUACCGCCCUCGAUCUCCAUAUGGGCGGGACAGUAGGUCCGUUUCAAGGUCCUUUUCAAGAUCUAGGUCAAGGUCAAGGAGCCGGUCAAGAAGUCAGGAUUCAACUGAAGUGGAAAAUCCUGGGAACAAUCUCUAUGUGACAGGUUUGUCACCUCGCAUUACAAAGAAAGAGCUUGAAAAGCAUUUUUCGGCUGAAGGAGAGGUGGUUGAUGUUCAUCUUGUGGCUGAUCCAUGGACACGGGAGUCUCGUGGCUUUGGUUUUGUGACCAUGGCCACUCUUAAAGAUGCUGAUCGAUGCAUUAAGUAUUUGAAUCGGUCAGUACUUGAAGGCCGGGUCAUUACAGUGGAGAAGGCGAGGAGGAGAAGAGGUAGAACCCCGACCCCAGGAAAAUAUCUCGGAGUGAGAACUAUCCGUGUGCGCCGCCGAUCACCAAGCUACUCACCUUAUCGUAGGAGCCGUUACAGUUCUCCUCGUUAUUCGUCUGAUAGGGACCGGGAGAGAUCAUACUCUCCUUACUACAGCAGGCGAAGGUCAUACUCUCCCUACAACAGCCGGCGCAGGUCUCCAUCACGAUCUCAAACCCCCUACAGCAGAUCCCCUGUUGGCAGACGGGACCGCCCGUACUCACCUUAUUACUCAAGGUCAUACUACCAGAGACGCAGGUCUUAUUCUCCAGACGACUCUAGGUCAUACUUGCGUGAUCGCUCUGUCUCGCCUUACUACAGAAGGCGUUAUGACCGGUCAGUCUCUAGGAGUGUUUCACCAAAACUGAGGAGCUCAAGGAGAAGCUAUUCUCGUAGUGUGUCACCCAAGCUGAGGAGAAGCUCAAGGAGGAGCUACUCACGCAGUGCAUCGCCAAGGCCAAGGAGCAAUAGAAGAAGCUACUCUCGUAGUGUGUACCCUGCCACUAAGAGCUCAAGGAAGAGCAUCUCCCGUAUUGCGUCACCUAGGAGGAGCUAUUCAAGGAGCCAUCACAGAAGCUGCAGUGUUAGCUCAGAAUCCCGAUCUACAUCAGUAUCGUCAAGGUCAAGGUCUCCAUCACCUUCAUCAUAAGCCAGCUGUUGGUAUAUUUUGAGUCAGUGUUAGAGACGGUAGAGAUAUGCUAGACUGGUUGCAUAUUUUGAGUUUUCUCAACUCUUUGUAGUAAUUAAAUAUUGUGGGUCUGUAGCAAAUUUUCAUUCCGACGGAUACUGGUAAAUUGUGAUGUUGAUGAUUAGAACUUCUGUCCAGGCCUGUGGAAUUUGGUCCCAUUGGUGGGCAACUAGAAUUUUAGACCUGGAUAUAUAUAAAUAUAUGGCUGUUAAUAUA